This is a messenger RNA of Hevea brasiliensis (rubber tree), 3378 nucleotides long. RefSeq names its product villin-1. The coding region runs from base 447 to 3155 and encodes 902 amino acids. Gene Ontology annotation, molecular function: actin filament binding. Gene Ontology annotation, biological process: cytoskeleton organization. NCBI's taxonomy places the organism in Eukaryota, Viridiplantae, Streptophyta, Magnoliopsida, Malpighiales, Euphorbiaceae. The transcript has 22 exons. The record is from RefSeq and is a predicted model, not a curated record.
UGAGCGAAUAGAAGACGGAAAAGCAGUCAAUGCGCGAACGACGUCGGAGGGUUCUCCGACGAAGUUGAAAUCAAACGAGCGGGAGCAGCCCCCGCCAUUCCCCUUUUGUUUUUUUGCAGUCUGUCACAAAGCAAAAAUUAAGUGGGUCCCAUCUUAGCUGGCCGACAAAGCAAAGCUAAGCCAAUCCAAUGUAUAAUCCAUUUUCUUCUAAUUUCUUCCACUUUCGGUUCCCACUUACCAUUAUCAACAAUCAAAUCAAGUGCUAAACCACAUUGCUUCAGCUUUCUGCGUUUUCCUAAUUCCUCUUUUACAUCUUUAAUCAUCUAAUUUAUCUUCAAUUCAUUCUCAAUCUCUCACCUAUACUGUUAACCUGAGAUUUUGCUUUCUUUAUCUCCUCCACUGCUCAGCUCAUCCAUGAUCUAAUACUUGCUUACCAAUGAGAAACAAUGGCUCUCGUGUCUAAAGAUAUUGACUCUGCCUUCCACGGCGCAGGAGCAAAACCCGGUUUGGAGAUCUGGUGCGUGGAAAAUCUCCAGUUGGUUCCGCUUCCCAAGUCUUUGCAUGGAAAAUUUCAUUCUGGAAAUGCGUAUAUAGUUUUGAAUACUCUUUUGCUUAAAAAUGGUCCUCCUCAGCACGACAUACAUUAUUGGCUAGGAAAAGAUGCUAAUCAGAUGGAAUCAACCUUGGCAUCAGACAAAGCACUUGAAUUAGAUACAGCUCUAGGGUCCUGCACUGUGCAGUAUAGGGAGGUUCAGGGCCAGGAAACAGAGAAGUUCUUGUCAUACUUCAAGCCUUGUAUUAUACCUAUUGAAGGAGUAUAUUCAUCACAGCUGGGGCACUUAGAUAGCAACUCAUACAAAGUUAGCAUGUUAAAAUGCAAGGGCGAUCAUGUUGUUUCUGUUAAAGAAGUGCCUUUUUCUCGGUCAUCCUUGAACCAUAAUGAUGUUUUCAUACUUGACACUGCAUCAAAAAUUUUCCUCUUCAGUGGGUGCAACUCUAGUAUACAAGAAAGAGCUAAAGCUUUGGAGGUUGUUCAGUAUGUCAAGGAGAACAAGCAUGGGGGAAAAUGUGAAGUGGCAACUAUAGAGGAUGGAAAAUUUGUUGGUGAUUCUGAUGUUGGUGAAUUUUGGAGUUUGUUUGGUGGUUAUGCUCCAAUUCCAAGGGACUUGCCUUUUGGCGUUCAGAAAGAAUAUGAUACUUCAUCUGUACAACUAUCCUGGAUAACAACACAGGGUAAACUAUGUCCGAAAGAAGGUAAUUCAUUGAACAAAGAAAUGCUUGACUCAAACAAGUGCUAUAUGCUGGACUGUGGUGCUGAGAUUUUUGUAUGGAUGGGUAGAAAUACAUCUAUUACAGAACGGAAGACAUCGAUUUCAUUUAUUGAAGAUUUUCUGAGAAAUCAGGACAGGUCCACUGCAACCCAUUUAACAUUUCUUACUGAAGGACUAGAAACUUCCAUAUUUAAGUCAUUCUUUGAGAGUUGGCCACAAGUGGAGCCCAAUUUGUACGAAGAAGGUCGAGGAAAAGUAGCAGCAAUAUUUAAGCAUCAGGGUUAUGAUGUGAAGGAGCUUCCUGAUGCAGAAGACUGCCAGUCCUAUAUAAACUGCCAAGGCAAACUAAAAGUUUGGCGGGUAGAUGGUGAUGAGUUGAUCCUUGUUCCAGCUCAAGAGCAGAUAAAGCUUUUCAGUGGGGAUUGUUAUGUUGUCCAAUAUACAUAUGCUGGUGAUGGAAGGGAUGAAAAUCUAUUUUAUGCAUGGCUUGGUCGUGCAAGUGUACUGGAAGAUAGAGCUGAUGUCAUCACCCAUAUGAAUGCUAUUGCUGACUCAUCCAAGGGGGAUCCUGUUUUGGCUCGAGUUAUUCAGGACAAGGAGCCACUCCAACUUUUCUUGAUUUUCCAGACAAUAAUUAUUCUUAAGGGAGGUUUGAGUAAACGAUACAAGAGGUUCAUUGCAGAAAAUGGUAUUUUGGAUGAAACUUAUGAUGAAGGAAAGACCUCACUUUUUCGAGUUCAAGGGACAAGUCCAAGUAGCAUGCAAGCCAUCCAAGUUGAUCAAGUUUCAAGUUCUCUAAAUUCAUACUAUUGUUACAUCCUGCAAACUGGAAGGUCUACGUUCACUUGGAUUGGGAAUUUGUCAUCCACUAUAGACCAUGAUCUUCUUGAUAGAAUGCUGGCGCUUAUUAAUCCAACAUGGCAACCUAUAUCAGUGCGAGAAGGGAGUGAACCUGAUAUUUUCUGGGAGGCACUUGGUGGAAAAACAGAGUAUCCAAGGGAAAAGGAGAUAAAACAACACAAUGAAGAUCCGCAUUUGUUUGCAUUUAUAUUUGCUGAUGGUGAUUUUAAGGUGAAAGAGAUAUACAACUUUACUCAGGAUGAUUUAACUACAGAAGAUGUCUUGAUACUCAAUUGUCACAAAGAAAUCUAUGUUUGGAUCGGAUGUCAUGCAAAUGUUAAAUCAAAGCAACAAGCCCUCACUCUUGGCCUGAAUUUCCUUGAGAAUGUCCAUCAUAUUGAAGGACUCUCUUUGGAGACUCCUAUUUAUGUUGUUACAGAAGGGAAGGAACCUCCAUUUUUCACUUGUUUCUUUGAAUGGGAUUCUUCAAAGGCAAAUAUGCUUGGCAACUCAUUUGAACGAAAGCUUGCCAUUCUGAAAGGGAAAAAGCAAAAUCUGGAAGUUCCUAUAAUAAAUUCAUGGAAAGCAUUCUCUAGGGAGACUACUCCAGAUAAUUUGAGAAGCAAUUCUGUCAGUUCAAAUGGGAGGGGAAGUAUUCUAUCUAGUGCAUCCAGUGUUUCAGGCUCAAAGUCCAAGUCUGCAAACAGCCACCUUUUUUCAAGCCCAACUCUGAUUGCGAGGAAGCUCUUUCCGGGAUCUCCUGAUGGUAGUGCUGGUUCUCCAGAAGCAGAGGCAAGGUCUCCUCAGGACGCAAAUUUGGUGCAGGUUGAUAGAAGUAACUUUACUGAAAACUCAUUAAUAUAUCCAUACGCACGAUUGAUAGUGGGUUCAAGCGAUCCUGUCACAGACAUAGAUGCGACCAGAAGAGAGGCAUAUUUAAGUGAUGAAGAGUUUCAAGAGAAGUUUGGAAUGAUGCGAAAGGCCUUCUACGGGCUUGCAAAAUGGCGACAGAACAAGCUGAAGAUGUCUCUGCAACUUUUUUAAGAAACACUAGCUUCAAACCAAAUUGGAAAUUCAUUUUUUCCUCAGGAGUGGGGCGUUCACAAGCCCAGCAACGAUUCGGUGAAUAUCUCACCUUGCUUGUCCACAGAAUAUCAUCGUCAUCAGCUAAGAAAUUGUAGAUUAGGGUAAUCUUGAAGCAACAACAUGCGGCUAUAUUGUAGGACCUGAUAUUUCUUUUUGGAGCCAAAAUUAUUAUUUUGCUUAA